Prunus avium (sweet cherry) is the source of this 2143-nucleotide messenger RNA. Its product is annotated as retrovirus-related Pol polyprotein from transposon RE1. Gene Ontology annotation, molecular function: nucleic acid binding; zinc ion binding. NCBI's taxonomy places the organism in Eukaryota, Viridiplantae, Streptophyta, Magnoliopsida, Rosales, Rosaceae. The record is from RefSeq and is a predicted model, not a curated record.
AUGGCAACCCCACCUUUCACUAACCCUUUCUCUGAUUCUCUUCUUCCCACCUCUGACCCUGCCCUACACACCUACACCCCUCCCAUCUCUAACCACCAUGUUUCUAGCCUUCUUCCUAUUAAACUAACCCGUGAUAACUAUCUUUUGUGGAAAGAACUCUUCCUUCCUAUUCUUCAAACCUCUGAUUUCCUUGGUCUCAUCAAUGGUACUGACUCCUGCCCAACCCAAUACAUCCCUAAUCCCGAAAACCCUCUUAACACCAUUGUUAAUCCCGAUUUUCUUUACUGGUUUAAAAAGGAUCAGACUUGUAAGAUCUGGAUCCACUCUUCACUCUCUGAAAGCAUCCUUCCCUAUAUAGUUGGCUCCUCCACCUCUAGAGAUCUCUGGCUCACUCUUGAAAAAAGGUUUGCUGCCAUCACAAGAUCCCACCUUUUGCAGCUCAAAGCUCGUCUUCAGAAUCUCAAAAAGGGGUCUCUACCCAUGCUGGACUAUCUUCAACUUAUCAAACACACUGCUGACUCUCUUUCUGCUGCUGGUGCUCCUCUUGAUCCUACAGAUUUCAUUGCUCAUGUUCUCAAUGGCCUCCCUGCUGAGUAUGAUGCCUUUGCUACCUCCAUCAGAGUUCGUUCUGACCCUGUCGACCCUGAAGAACUCCAUGGCCUCCUACUUAGUGAGGAAAUGGCUCUUGCCCAGCGUGCCUCUCUCAACAGCGACUCCUCAUCUCAUGCAUUUCACACCUCCUCCCAAACCAACAAUAAAGCUUUCCCCUUUUCCAAUAACUCUCGCCCCUCUUCCUCCACCAACAGAACCUCAAACAAACCUUUCCAAUCCUCCAACAACUCCUCAUCCUCGUCUUCUUUUCGCCCUCCAUACCGCCCCUCCAAUUAUGUCAACUCUCGCAUCAAAUGCCAAAUUUGCAACAAACCCGGUCAUACCGCUAUUACUUGCCGCAACCGUCACAACCACUCAUAUCAAGGCCAUGCCCCUUCCCCUCGUCUCACUUCUUAUUCUCCCACACAUCAUAAUCCCAUUGCCUCUUACACCUCAUAUCCCUCAAGUCAUCCCCACCAUACAUCCACAUGGUAUGCUGAUACAGGAGCUACAAAUCACAUCACUCAUGACUUAUCUACCAUCUCAAUGCCAUCUGAUUAUGCUGGUUCUGAAAAGGUAACGGUGGCUAAUGGACAGACUCUUGACAUACACCAUUCUGGACAAUCUCACAGGCAAAAUCCUUUUUCAGGGCCAUACUGAAGGUGGCUUAUAUCCUAUUCACCUCUCUUCUCAAAAGAAAUCACCUUCCUGUCUUAUGAUCACUGCUUCUCCAUCUCUCUGGCAUCAAAGGACUGGUCAUCCGUCUGCUCAAAUACUACAACAAAUCAUCUCCAAAAACAAUCUUCCAGUUUUAGGCAAAUUUAAGUAUCUAUCUUUUUGUAAUUCUUGUCCGUUGGGAAAGCAAACUAAGCUUCCUUUUCUUUCUCCCUCAUGUAUUUCACGUUCUCCUCUGGAAUUAAUUCAUACAGACCUUUGGGGACCAUCUCCUACUCCAUCUUUUUGUGGUUUUCGUUAUUACAUCAUUUUUAUUGAUGACUAUUCUAAAUAUUGCUGGCUUUAUCCUUUACUCACCAAAUCUGCUGCUCUCACUGCUUUUAAACAAUUCAAAAUACACAUUGAAAAAUUACUUGACCACAAAAUUCGCACUCUAAGGAGUGACAAUGGUGGUGAAUUCACCAACCUUGCCUUUCAACAAUUUCUCACUGCUAAUGGUAUAACCCAACAAUUUUGCUGUCCUCACACUCCUGAGCAAAAUGUCUUAGCCGAGAGAAAACAUCGCCACAUCAUUGAGCUCACAAGAACUUUGUUUGCUCAAUCUAAUCUUCCAUUAAACUAUUGGGUUGAGAUUGCUCAAACCUCGGUCUAUCUAAUUAAUAGAAUGCCGAAUAGAGCUCUUCACUUUAUUUCUCCCCUACAACAAUUAUUUCAUUGUACCCCAGAUUACACAUUUUUAAAAGCUUAUGGGUGCACAUGUUAUCCCUGGUUGAGACCUUACUCAAAGCACAAAUUGGCUUUUCGCAGUCAUCCUUGUGUCUUCAUUGGGUAUGGCAUUCAACACAAGGGAUACAGAUGUCUUGAUAUUAAGACUGGA